AUGAAGGCUCUUAUUCUUGUCGGAGGUUUCGGUACCCGGUUGCGUCCUUUGACGUUGACGCUCCCCAAGCCUCUGGUGGAAUUUGGCAACCGUCCCAUGAUCUUGCACCAGGUCGAGAGCUUGGCUGCUGCUGGUGUCACCGAUAUUGUUCUGGCCGUCAACUACCGCCCCGAUGUGAUGGUCUCUGCUUUGAAAAAGUACGAGGAACAAUACAACGUCCGCAUCGAGUUCUCCGUCGAAUCCGAGCCGCUGGGUACGGCCGGUCCCCUGAAGUUGGCGGAGAAGAUCUUGGGCAAGGACGACUCCCCCUUCUUCGUCCUGAACUCCGAUGUCAUUUGCGAUUACCCAUUCAAGGAGCUGGCCGAGUUCCACAAGAACCACGGCGACGAAGGUACCAUUGUCGUGACCAAGGUUGACGAGCCCUCGAAAUACGGUGUCGUCGUCCACAAGCCCAACCAUGCGUCGCGCAUCGACCGUUUCGUCGAAAAGCCCGUCGAGUUCGUCGGCAACCGUAUCAAUGCCGGUAUCUAUAUUCUCAACCCCAGCGUGCUGAACCGCAUUGAGCUGCGUCCCACCUCGAUCGAACAGGAGACGUUCCCCGCCAUUUGCAAGGAGGGUCAGCUCCACUCGUUUGAUCUGGAAGGGUUCUGGAUGGACGUCGGUCAGCCCAAGGAUUUCCUCAGCGGUACCUGCCUGUACCUCACCUCGCUCGCGAAGCGCAACUCCAAACUGCUCGCCCCCAACAACGAGCCCUACGUGUAUGGCGGAAACGUCAUGGUCGACCCCAGCGCAAAGAUUGGCAAGAACUGCCGCAUUGGCCCCAACGUCGUCAUCGGCCCUAACGUCGUUGUCGGCGACGGAGUUCGUCUGCAACGAUGCGUCCUGUUGGAGAACAGCAAGGUCAAGGACCACGCGUGGGUGAAGUCCACCAUUGUCGGAUGGAACAGCUCGGUGGGCAAGUGGGCUCGCCUGGAGAAUGUUACCGUUCUGGGUGACGACGUGACCAUUGCCGACGAGGUCUACGUGAACGGCGGUUCUAUCUUGCCGCACAAGAGCAUCAAGCAGAACGUUGAUGUUCCUGCGAUCAUCAUGUAAUACCCCGUUCUCUUUCCCUUUCCUUUACGUCGACAUGUCCUCGAAUAUCUUGAUUUGAAUCACCUUUACCUCGAAAUCGCCCAGAUGCAUAGAGCCGGAGUCGUUUUAUCUUUUGUGUUUGCCUUGAUGCAGUUGAUUCGAGCAGUCUUGAGCUUGCCCGGUUUAUCGGUCAAGAGCAUGACGUCCUUUAUUUCCCCCGUUCCCCCUCUCGAAACACGCCUACCUACCUACCUACCUACCUACCUACCUUUCCGCCUCUUUCUUGCAUAAAACCCCCUUUAGUCUCAUAUACGGGCCUGUCGUCAUCUCCGCACUCAGAACCUUGACGGUGUGACGUGCGUCCGAUGCGACGGUUUCCAAAUUUAGUAAUAUUUUUUCCAUUUUGAUUCACCAUCUCGUCUCAUCUUUUUCUUCCUUCUCCCAAUCUUUUUCCCUUUUUGCUUUCUUCUUGCUCGUCGCGGUAUCUUUUCUAUUCAUUACUCUGCGUCUGCUUACCCGGGGAUUGGUGAGUAAAUGGGUUCUAAUACACUAUCCAAUUUUAAUGAUGUAUGUGGGACAAACGGGUUUCUUUGUUUAAGGAAUGUAAAUAUGGGAGGCAGAACUCAGAAAUGAA
Messenger RNA from Aspergillus melleus, 1708 nucleotides. It is a transcript of the gene MPG1, whose product is annotated as mannose-1-phosphate guanyltransferase. Bases 1 to 1095 code for a protein of 364 amino acids. Gene Ontology annotation, cellular component: cytoplasm. NCBI's taxonomy places the organism in Eukaryota, Fungi, Ascomycota, Eurotiomycetes, Eurotiales, Aspergillaceae. Gene Ontology annotation, molecular function: GTP binding; mannose-1-phosphate guanylyltransferase (GTP) activity. The record is from RefSeq and is a predicted model, not a curated record. Gene Ontology annotation, biological process: GDP-mannose biosynthetic process; cell wall mannoprotein biosynthetic process. The transcript has 5 exons.